This is a messenger RNA of Megalobrama amblycephala (Wuchang bream), 7525 nucleotides long. Its product is annotated as voltage-gated potassium channel subunit beta-3. Gene Ontology annotation, molecular function: transmembrane transporter binding; potassium channel regulator activity; voltage-gated potassium channel activity. The record is from RefSeq and is a predicted model, not a curated record. Lineage: Eukaryota; Metazoa; Chordata; Actinopteri; Cypriniformes; Xenocyprididae. Gene Ontology annotation, cellular component: cytoplasm; membrane; voltage-gated potassium channel complex. Gene Ontology annotation, biological process: regulation of potassium ion transmembrane transport; potassium ion transport. The transcript is spliced from 13 exons. Bases 963 to 2291 code for a protein of 442 amino acids.
GAGAGAGAGAGAGAGAGGGUGGGGGUUCACUGAGGGUUUCAUUGGGUUCUGAGUUGGCAGUAUCGCGUUUGAUGGCUCUGUCGCUCUGAACGGAUGCACAAUUCCCCUCACAUCUCCAUCGACAGCAUUUUGACAUUAUAACGCCUUCAUGAUGAGACAUAUCUUCUGCUAAAGUGAGAUCUGACGAUGGAAUAUGGACACUGCGGAGCUGUCAAACUCUCUUUUGAUCGCGUACGAUGAUCACCAUGGCAAUAAUUACGCGUCAGAAGAACAGCGCUACAUUUGCUGCCGUGUGUCGAGCGCGUAAGGGCGCGCUGUGUGUCAGAUAGUGACCAUCACCACAUAGUGCGUGAAAGAGGUUGCCUGUGCGUGAUUCUGUGUUCAUACGACGAGAUGAACAGGCGCGCGUGAACACAAGUCGCGUUUCUGCAGUCGCAUUGGACCUCCGCGUAUCUGGGCUUUACUGCCAUUAGGUGAAGCGGCACCGGCUGUUGCGCAUCCUGUCGGUGGAAACCCGGUGUGGAUGGGUGGUUCCGCAUUUUGAGGAGGUCCCCCGCCUCGCACAGAGAGACCACCCGGAUUCUGCGGAGGAAUGCCUCAAGACGGAGAGGAGCGUCUUCAAGUUGCGUCGAUAAGGGUAUUGGAGAAGUGCAGUAGGCGACUGCAUAGACAGACUGUGCACACAGCAGCACAUUAAAGGCCUGGACAGCAGCCAGUCGUGACUUUUUUUCCUGGCGACAUAAACACGCACCCCACCGCGUUAGGGUUGCGUUUGGACGCGUUCCCUCCGCGCAACAGCUGCAAGUUUGUGUCAGCAGGUGCAAGACCUGACUUUGCCCUGUGCAUCUAUCUAUCUAUCUAUCUAUCUAUCUAUCUGCCACGUACUGUGAGACUACCACAAACAUCUUCAGUCUGAUAAACUCAAACACACAGUGUCAGCAAGUGUGUGAGAGCUAGUCAAGAUGCAGGUCUCAUUUGCUUGUACGGAGCACAAUCUGAAGAGCCGCAGCGAGGACCGGCUGUGUGGCCUGCGAACUGCCCCUCCACCAGGGGGCAGCAGCAGUGGAGGAGGUGGAGGAGGAGGAGGGAGCGGACAGGGGGGAAAUGGCAACUACCCCCCUCAGAGCUCAGUCAAAACACGGCCCCUGCCUCAAGGCCACGCCCACAUGAAGGAGGCUUUUGGACGGCACAGUAGCAUGAAAUACAGAAACCUUGGAAAGUCGGGUCUACGUGUUUCUUGCUUGGGACUUGGCACCUGGGUGACAUUUGGAUCUCAGAUCUCUGAUGAGAUGGCAGAGAGUCUGAUGACGAUAGCCUAUGAGAAUGGAGUGAAUCUGUUCGACACAGCAGAAGUGUAUGCUUCAGGCAGGGCUGAAAUCACUCUAGGGAAUAUCAUUAAGAAGAAAGGCUGGAGACGGUCCAGUUAUGUAGUAACGACUAAGAUCUACUGGGGAGGACAGGCAGAGACAGAGAGAGGCCUGUCUAGAAAACACAUCAUAGAAGGUCUCAGAGGCUCUCUGUCUAGACUACAGCUGGAUUAUGUGGAUAUUGUCUUUGCCAACCGAAACGAUGUCAACAGCCCUAUGGAAGGUCUAUCAUUGCUUUUACAUCUUUCAUGGCAUGUGUUACCAAUGCAUAAUUUAUGCUAUAUCGCUUAUCAUGAGCACUGUUGUGUGUUUGUUCUUUCAGAGGUAGUACGUGCGAUGACAUUUGUUAUAAACCAGGGUAUGGCCAUGUACUGGGGAACGUCACGCUGGAGCGCCAUGGAGAUCAUGGAGGCGUACUCUGUAGCGAGGCAGUUUAACUUAAUCCCACCGGUAUGUGAGCAGGCCGAGUAUCACUAUUUCCAGAGGGAUAAAGUCGAGGUGCAGCUGCCAGAGCUCUACCACAAGAUCGGUGUUGGAGCGAUGACCUGGUCUCCUCUCGCAUGUGGGCUGAUCACAGGAAAAUACAGCGAUGGCGUUCCAGACUGUUCAAGAGCCGCAAUGAAAGGUUAUCAGUGGCUAAAGGAGCGAGUGUACAGUGAAGAAGGGCGCAGACAGCUUGCAAAAAUCAAAGAGCUCCAUCUGGUGGCUGACAGGCUGGGCUGCACGGCUGCUCAACUUGCCAUUGCGUGGUGUUUGCGCAGUGAAGGGGUCAGUUCUGUACUUCUAGGUGUCUCAAAUACAGACCAACUUCUUGAGAACCUCGGAGCGCUUCGGGUGCUGUCUCAGAUGACGCCUCAGACUGUGAGCGAGAUGGAUGCUCUCCUGGGCAACAAGCCUCACUCCAAGAAAGAGUCACGUGCGUGAGGGAACUAGAGAGAUGACAUGAACAUGUGCAGCCAGAAAAGACAAAGAAAGCAAGGGGGGGGAAAGACGGAACACGGCGUACCAUCGCUUUUCUGCUCUCCCGUAUAUUACAACACCUGCAUGCCUUCUUCAACAUGCUUCCAGCCCAUUCCGCACUGCUCUCUGUAACCCUACUCAAAUAUCCCAACAUAACCUACCAAUUAAACAUGGAAACGGCUGUCCGCAACAUCACAGAAAUGCGACGAACGAGAACUUUUCCGUUUCUUUAUUCGGAGAGACUGAAGUUUCAGUCUUCCAGGAGGACGUACUGCCGAUUGAAGGAGGUGAAUGAGAGUGUCAAAAAACUUCUUUAUCAGCAGGCCCAGAUGGAAUCUGUACUUUUUUGCAGUUUCCAUUGUGGAAUUCCGCUGUUUUCACUACGGAAUGCCACUGUUGCAACCGCGGAAUUCUGUGCAAUGGAUCAAAUGUGAUAAAAUGACUUAAAUGAAGCUAAGAGUGCUAUGUUAUUAUUGGCAGCUGGAAGCAUUAUCGAAUAUUUAUUAAACGAACAAUGUGCCGGGCGAAUGAUGUGUAAAAGUUUGCGAAUCGUAGGCAUUCUGCGGAAAUCUGCUCAGAUUCCGCGUGGGCCUGGAUGUGCGGGUGUGUGUUCAACAAAGUAUGAACGAGUGUUUGCGCGCGUGGAUGAAGUGACUCUUUCGCUCCGACUCUCCAUUGCUGGUGUUGCACCUGAGUGACUUGGAAAAUGGAAGCCAGGUGGACUUUACACAAGUGAAGAUGUUUCUGAGAUGCCCGUCCCUUUUGUUGGGGCGUUCGCCGCCUGUCACAUUUCAUUCUCGCGGUGCAGGAGAGCGUGGCAAAGACUCCGGCGUGUGACGGGAGCAACAUGCAGCAACUGCAAACAGCUGUUUGGACACAUCACAAGUCUUCCUCCAUUUCCCUCCUUUCCAUCUCUCCUUGUGUUUACAAUGGUGCACCUGUCCCUUUAAGAGAAGUUAGGGGAGGGGCGUGUGAGUGUGUAUAUGGUACCUUGCAAACAUAUUCAGACCUUCACCAAUUCACGCAUUUAAAAAUGCGUCUUUUAGUCACUGUUACUAUUGCUAUCAAACAACUGAUCAGAACUCAUCCCACAUGAAAGAUACCUCAAACCAUGUGACUUGUUUAAGAGAGGUGUGCUAUUAGUUUUCUAAGUGAUUUUAAUUUAAAAAAUAAAAAUAAAAAAUAGAAGACCCCAAUGGUAAUAGUCUUAUUUAAAUGAAUUAAAUACAUAAAGGAUUUAAAUGGAUUUAGGGGAAUAAAGAAAAAGAAAGAACAGUAAAAGAAUAAGAAUCAAUUUAAAUGUUUAAGAAUGAAUUUGAACUUUUUUGCAGAUAAUAUUAAAAAAUAUGCACACAUUCAAUAUUUUGAAAACUCAAAAGAGAAAAAUGCUUCUAGUCUCGUCACAUUCAGUUAUGAAUGAUAUAAAAACACAUAAAUGACAACCUAUUUUUUUCAAUUCAGAAAGACAAAAGUUGAGUAGUUUGCAUCGCUUGAUAUUACUGUUGGUCGUUAGUAAAACCGUUAAAUGUUUAUACUACUAACAUCUUACCUCGCAUUUUACUUAAAACUGAAACGCUUGAUGAAAGUGUGAUAUAAACCAUUCCAAACACAGAUUUCGUAUGAACAAUGUUGCACAAUUGCACAAUGUCAUUCGUACGGAUAUGUACAAUUGUUUAGGAAAAACAUAAGCAUGAUCCCUAACCCCGCUCCCUAAACCUAACUGUCAGUGUAAUGCAUGAAUAAUAUUUGUAUGAAUUCAUACAAAUUAGCCACCAAUUCGCCAAAUAACGCAAAAUAGUUAUUAACAUGCCAUGAGAAUGAGUUGUCGCAAUGGUAUAGAAACAGCAUUUUUCUACUUUAGUUUGAAAAUCUAAAAUCUUUUAUUCUUUUGUUUGGAACUGAAACUGAAAAUUUGAAUGCAAACAUCGUUAAAGUCGUGAUAAAAAGAAAGUAGCACAGCGUGAGGGCGGGACAACCUGUCACUCACAUGAGAUCCACCAAUAGCAAACCACAACCAUCCAAACAUCCAAUCAAUUCCCACAACAAAAUCAAGUCCCGCCCAUUUCACGCAGAUGCAUGUUUGGGAAGUAUGACUGGGCCAGAUAUGUUUGCUCGAAUAAUAGCAGGCAAAGAGGAUCAUUAUUUUUUCAAAUCUGUUUUUGGUGCUUGUUUUGUGCAGAAGAUACAUACUUAUCUGCACGAUUUGUAAUUCAUUAUAAUUUAAAAAUUGGUUCUUGGUCUGAAUACUUUUGUAAGGCAUCACAUGUGUGGGGCUUGGCUUCAGCGGUCAGCAUCCUUUGCACUAAGUGGACAGAGUCAUAAUUUAAAGGUCAUAGUUCACAAAUAGUCAUGAAGGGUCAUAGGUUAACAUGACCAGAGAACUGUGCUAGUAUUGCUUUGUGUGUUUGACAAAUACACGCUGCGUCAGUGACAAUGAAAAGCGAAGCGCUUCACUUUUAACGUGUUUGUGUCAUUCCAUGAUUUCAGACAGAAAGACACAGAUUGGCUUAAUAUCUUUUGUUCAUUUCCCAUCAGUCAUUACUGAAUAUCACAAUGUGCAGUGCCUCAGAAUGUGGCUCUUAAAUCCACCUGCUGUUACCACAGAAAAUCAUUUGGACUGAUCCUCAGCUUGCAAAAAUAAAAAUGUUGUUUAAAGUAAUGCAUUUAAAAUGACAUUAAGGGCAAACACACCACAAGGUUUAAAGCUGUAAUGUGAAGCUCGGCUGAUGCUUUGUGCAGAGAAGGGUAGUAUUUUCUCACAUUAGGCUUUUAAAAUUGUAUGUAUUUUAACAUUUGUCAUAUUGCAAUGCCUUGCCCCAUAGACUUCCACUAUAGCGAGUGCAUUACUGUGAAAAUGCAUCUUUUAUUUUUGCAAACUAAAGCUACAAGGAAAAAAAAAUUCUGUGGUAAUUUGACAGCAUGCUGCUAAACCCUACGGAAGCUCAUUUCCGCCACGGAAUAAAAAAUCAAAAAGUUAAUUGUGACUUUUUACCUUGCAAUUCUGAUUUUAUUUCUCGCAAUUGCUAGUAUAUCUCACAUUUCUGACCUUUUUUCCCAUUUCCGAGUUUAUAACUUGCAAUUCCUCAUAAGUGUGAGAGAUAAACUGGGAAUUGCGAGAAGAAAAUCAGAAUUGUGAAAUACAAACUGAGAAUUCUGUUAUAAAAUAGUCAGAAUCGUGAGAUAAAAAGUCACAAUUACCUUUUUUUAUUUUUUUAUUCCGUGGCUGAAACAAGCUUCCAUAGUACCCAGUCAAAACAAAAAGACAAAAACAUUUAGCUCAGCACAAAAAACAGGCACAGACAGAAUUAUACCCUUUAUAUUGAACUGAGAUCAGUUUUGCAAUCUUUUAAUCUCGGUCAUAUGUGUUGAAUUUGAGAAACUGGACCUAGGACCUGGACCAAGAUUCACUGUAUUUGUUACACUUACAAUCUGGUUCUUUAUUUUUAUGUUGUUUGAAAUUUCAAGCAUAAGCUUUACGCUGCGUUCACACUGCCAGCGACUAUGUUCAGACUGCAAAUCCAAAUCAGAUUUUUUCUCAAAUCAGAUCUUUUUUUUAGGCAGACUGUCCGCACUGUUAAUUGCAAGUGAUCAAAUAAGACUUGUCCAGUGAUGCAAAAGACAGUUUAAAAUCCGAUUUGAGAAGCCAGAGCAUCCAGACUGACACACAUCUGUAAAAAUCUGAUUGGAAUCGCAUUUAAAACCACCUCCACGGUUGGAAUCAGAUUGGAAAAAAAUCAGAUUUCAUGGUUGUUGUUUUUUUUUUUUGCUGUUCAGACUUUCAAAAACUGAUCUGGAUAAAAUCUAAGAAAAGAAAGUGUUGCUGGCAGUCAUUUAAGGCAGUCCCAUAUUGGUUGCCCAACGUUUAUGAAUGACAUUCACAGAUGUUAUUCCAUGUUGUAGACAACGAAUAAGUUUUCUUGCCACUAAAAACAAUCAUUUUGGAGGGAAAAGUCUAAUAUAAAUGGAAUCAGUACAAAAAAUGCUUAAAAUUAAAGAAGAAACAGCGAGUGCUCUUUGCCAUCACGGCUUUUUAUCUGCGGCAAAAGCACCGCCAGUCUGUCUGGGUUCAAAAAACCAUUCUGGAUUGGACUCAGCAUGGCAAGUACCACUGUAUGAACAUGGAGACAUAUCAUAAAUUACAGGACAGUUGCUAAACGCAACUGAUUUCUACUCAAAUCUAGCCCAAAACUAGCCCAAUUGCAUUUCAGGGGGUCCCCCUGGUAAUAAUCACAUUCUGGGAGGUAAAAUUUGUGUUUUUGGCAGGGUUCCCCUGGUAAAAUUCACAUUCCAGGAGCUAAAUAUCAUGUUAUUUGGGAUUGCUUCAACCCGCGGACAUGAAAAACAACCUGCGGUAAUAGUGUUAAAGUAGCUACAUUCCGCGGGAAAACCGUGGACUUGGCAACGCUCUCCACUACAGGACGUAGUAACGGAUCACGUGCACUCCACUGACUUUACUCCUAUAGAUGGUCGCUCCUGAAACUCGCUUUUCAUUUGCCUAAAGAUAAACAUGAGUGGUGCACAGAUGACACAAGUUUAUUAGCAUCACUGGUUCCCUCGACAAAAACCCAAUAGAAUUUUUCCAUAGGUUUUUGGAUUAUCACAAAAAAAUACAGCUCUCCAUUGAAAUGAAGGAGAUUGUAUCACUUUGUUGCUGGUAGUGUGAACGCAGCUUUACUCUAUUAAACAGGGAAUGCACAGCAUAACAGAUCUGAGAUCAGUUUUGCUGCUUUUCUUAGCAUACCUAAAGUUAAAGGGCGAAUGGUCAAGCUGGUCCUGUGUCAGUUCUGAAUGAAGUAACACAAGUCCCUUUAGCGGUAAUCCAAGUUCACCUCUGUAUUCAGCACUGGCUGGUUCUAAUGUCUCUUUGUAUUUACAGUUCUCAAUGACUUCUGGAAGUAUUGCACCUGAGUUGGUUACUGAAACAUCUUUUGGCAAGAUGGAAAGGCAUCGAAAUGACUGAUCUUUUUUAACCAACGUGCAUAAUCAUUAGCAGGACUGAACUAUCAUUAGUGUAUAUCACUAAUGUAUAUAUACAUUUAGUGCACUCCCUCAUAUGGUAAUUUUGCCUGAAUAUGUUAAAUUUACUGUCAUGCAACAAGAAAAAAUGAAAAAGAAAAAAAAAUCAACAACAACAAACAAACAAGAAACAUGCCCUGUACUGAAUGUAUCUUGCUUGCCUUUAAAAUGUGUGGAGAAAA